UUUCCCAGCAUCUCGAAACAAGACCCGAUGGCGCGUUCGAAGAAAGGCGCCCACAAGCAGGAAGAGAAGCCGAACGCGGAGCAGCGAGAGCGUUUGCUCGAAGAAACAACGUACCAUGACAUGGACACUCCCGUGUCUGCGGAGCCAGGAUUUGUGACACGUAAAGUUCAGCGGAAUCGCGCGUGGUGCUCGUUUGUGUGGUUGGGGCUCAUUGCUGUCGGCGUUGUCGGUAUCAUCGCGAUCCUAAAAGCAUCCAAGCAAGCGGACGAGUUCCCAACGAAGAAGCCGUCGUUCCCCUCACAAUAUGAAGCAAGUCUCACGUUUCGCAUGCCGUACAUGAACUUGGUCGAACCGGUGUUUGUCCACGUCGACGAAAUGCUCGGCGCUCAAAAGCUGAGCUUCUAUGGCGGAACCCAGGAGUACAUUUUGAACGUGUCUGGGCCGUCAUUCCAAUUGAUUCCUGUCAUCGCUUCGAUUCGGUGCAUUGCAGACGGUCCAUCAUCGCUGCAACAUAUUUUCCCCGACUUAUCUCGAUUUGAACCCGUGUACGGAAAAACACUGGUGAAUUCGAUCGACUGCUUUUCGUGGAAGUACGACGUGGCGGGCUCACCUGACAACAGUUCGUACUUUGGCACGUACAAAUUGUUUGUGAAUGCUGCGACGAACGAGCCUGUGCAGUUCCAUUUCGUCGGCCACAACGUUAUCCUGGGCGGUAGCCACACUGACGAGUACAUCAUCGACUACAACUAUGUGCGUGCUGGGCCGGUCGCGCCGCAGACGUUCCAUUACCGUGUGGACACUUUGAAUUGCACAAAGGGCGACGACGAGGCCAUUACCGUACCGUCCAUGACUCCGUGGCACGACCUCCACAUGCGCAUGCCCGAAGGCCACGCCGCCCGCAUGGGUGCGUUUGAUACAUUUACCCGGACGCAUUCCAAGACAUACAAUGCUACCGAGACUGCACGUCGAGCGUCGAUCUUUCAUUCAAAUUUACAGUACAUUAAUGCCAUGAAUCGCAAGGGCUUGAGCUACUCUUUGGCAAUGAAUCAUUUGGGCGACUUGACUCCCAAUGAAAUGAAGGCAUUCCUUGGACACAAAACGGUGAAACGUGCGUUGGACAACAGAGCUGGUGGUGUAUAUGAGGUCCAGAACAUUGCGUUGCCCGAUGAAUGGGACUGGCGCACCAAGGGCGGCGUGACGCCUGUGAAAGAUCAAGGAAAUUGCGGAUCCUGCUGGACAUUCGGCACAACGGGGGCACUGGAGGGCCAAUGGUUUCGCAAAACCAACCAAACGGUGGAGUUUUCGCAACAAAACUUGCUCGAUUGCUCGUGGGACGAAGGAAACAAUGCGUGCAACGGAGGUCUGGACUACCAAGCGUACCGUUGGAUCAUCAAGCACGGCGGAUUGGAGCCUGAAGUCACGUACGGAACGUACAAGAAUCUGCCAGGGUUUUGCCAUUUCAAUGCGUCGAACGCGCUCGCAGCAGUGACGUCGUAUGUUAACAUCUCGGGUGUUCAAGCGUUAAACGAAGCGUUGGUUACUGUCGGUCCGCUGUCCGUCUCGAUUGACGCGACGCCCCCUUCGUUUUACUUUUACUCUGGCGGGUACUAUAACGAUUUGAACUGCAAGAGCGGCAUUGACGAUUUGGACCAUUCCGUCGUUGCCGUGGGUUAUACCAAGCACCUUGGAAAAACGUACACGCUGGUGAAAAACUCGUGGAGUACGCACUGGGGCGACAAUGGAUACGUCAAGAUCGCCCAGGAAGACAACAUUUGCGGUGUCGCCACCAGUCCCACAUACCCCGUCCUGGCUUAGAGUGUUCAAGCAAUGUUGCCUCUGAAUUAAUGAAUUCCCUUUGCACCUGCAUCAAA
Molecule: messenger RNA, 1871 nt
Organism: Aphanomyces invadans
Lineage: Eukaryota; Oomycota; Saprolegniomycetes; Saprolegniales; Verrucalvaceae
Exons: 6
Coding region: 28-1815 (595 amino acids)
Cellular component (GO): lysosome
Molecular function (GO): cysteine-type endopeptidase activity
Source: RefSeq, a predicted model, not a curated record